Messenger RNA from Carica papaya (papaya), 788 nucleotides. The record is from RefSeq and is a predicted model, not a curated record. NCBI's taxonomy places the organism in Eukaryota, Viridiplantae, Streptophyta, Magnoliopsida, Brassicales, Caricaceae.
GCGGGAGGAGCAGCAGCAACUCUCGACCGUCCGUUGAAGAUGACUUUGAGUAUUUUCAAACCCUCACCACUAUGCUCUUUACGAACCUCUCCCACUUUCCAAAUCAAUUUUAAUUCCGAUUCUCCCGCCAAACCUCUGAGGUCAUCUUCCCCAACUGUCAAAUAUGGCGCCAGACUCCUUCACGCCUGUGCUCUCCCCAGCCCCGACGAUCAAUCAGGUACAGGGAAAAAUCAAUUCUGUGUUUCCAAUAGGAGGAAAGUGCUAUUAGGAUCCACACUGCCAUUUCUUAUUCCUUUGGAGCGGUUUGGAGUUCAGGCGGCUGAGUCGGGUACAGCAACAUAUUCAUUGAUAAAGGAAGAGGUAAGGAAGCUAUUGACCAAAAGCAAGGCUGCUGGUGUGCUUCGGCUUGUUUUUCAUGAUGCGGGCACCUUUGAAAUGGAUGAGAAUUCAGGGGGUAUGAAUGGUUCUAUACUCUACGAACUUGAUAGACCUGAAAAUUCAGGUUUGAAGAAAUCUAUAAAGAUUCUAAACAAAGCAAAGACUGAAGUAGAUGCAGUACAACCAGGCUCUCCCAUUAUUAGUGUCCUGGGCAGACGUGAUUGCUGUGGCUGGAGCUGAAGCUGUGUUAGUUUGUGGUGGACCAACAAUCCCAGUUCUUAUAGGCAGAUUAGAUUCGAUGUAAGAAGAGAGGUUUUUGCAUCACAUAUUGACAUGGCACUUGAUUUCAACUGCGUUGGCCAUCUGAAUAGAUUUUUUCAAAUUAAUUCCCUUGUUUGUACUUUCCAAUG